UUCAUUUCCGGGAUAAACAAGGACAUGUGUGUUGAAUAACUCUCCUCGUUAAUGUGGUUUAUCCUUGAACUCCGUUGGGCCAGUCACUGCUUUUGAAAAGCACGACGCCGUGAGGGAGGGUCAGUUAGCGUCGGACCACUUCCUUCAUGGCGGUCUCGGCUCACGCCUCCAAAGUCCGGUCUCUGUACAAGAGGAUUCUGGUCCUGCAUCGGUUCCUGCCGAUAGACCUGAGAGCCCUCGGGGACCAGUACGUGAAAGACGAGUUCCGAAGACACAAAGGUGCUGCACCCGAAGAGGCGACGGGCUUCAUGACGGAGUGGAAGGACUACAAGGACACCCUGCAGACUCAGGUCCUGGAGUCAGCAGAAGAACAAACCGGCUCCGUCAAGUUCGGGGCCAACCUGUCGGAGGGGAAACUCGGCAGCUUCCAGCACGACCAGAUAGGCCAACUGUACGAACUCAUGCUGGAGUCCACCAAAUCCACCAGACAGUUUGACAUCCAGGAGGACAGCAAGUGAAGCAGCAGGCCACAGAAACAAUGGAUUCAGAUCAUUAAUGGAUUCACUUUUUGAAUGCUUGAGAUGAGAAGUGGUACUCAAAGGCUGAGUAGAGGCCUUUAUAUUAAAAGUGCUGUGCACCUCUGGUUG
This is a messenger RNA of Cyclopterus lumpus (lumpfish), 647 nucleotides long. It is a transcript of the gene sdhaf3, whose product is annotated as succinate dehydrogenase complex assembly factor 3. Gene Ontology annotation, cellular component: mitochondrial intermembrane space; mitochondrion. The transcript has 2 exons. Lineage: Eukaryota; Metazoa; Chordata; Actinopteri; Perciformes; Cyclopteridae. Bases 147 to 518 code for a protein of 123 amino acids. The record is from RefSeq and is a predicted model, not a curated record. Gene Ontology annotation, biological process: succinate metabolic process; mitochondrial respiratory chain complex II assembly.